Molecule: messenger RNA, 236 nt
Organism: Meloidogyne enterolobii
Lineage: Eukaryota; Metazoa; Nematoda; Chromadorea; Rhabditida; Meloidogynidae
Source: the annotation of a GenBank genome assembly
UUUUGCCUUAUUUUGUUUAUUUUUUCUAUUAAUAAUUGGCACAAUUGCUUUAUUUACUGAUUUUGCUCUUUUUUAUCGUCUUUUAAAUAUUAUUCCUUUUAAUGAAUUUCCUGGCCAAUCAACUGUUGCACUUUCUGCAGAAUCUUUGGCUAGAAUAUUUUGCUGAAAGAAAUAAUUAUAUGCGUUAUUGCUUGGCUUACAGUACACCUUUAAAGACAUUAAAUAGUGCUAGAUAA